Motacilla alba alba is the source of this 2613-nucleotide messenger RNA. It is a transcript of the gene C21H1orf174, whose product is annotated as chromosome 21 C1orf174 homolog. NCBI's taxonomy places the organism in Eukaryota, Metazoa, Chordata, Aves, Passeriformes, Motacillidae. Bases 16 to 780 code for a protein of 254 amino acids. The record is from RefSeq and is a predicted model, not a curated record. The transcript is spliced from 3 exons.
CGCGCGCGGCCCAAGAUGGCGGCGGGCGGCGCGGCGCGGGGCCGGGGGCGCUCGGACACCCGCGGCCCCGCUCGCCCGGCCCGGCCGCGGCCACGGCACCGGGCCCGGCGCUCCGCGGAGACAUCACCGGCAGCAGACCCCGCACAGCCCGCGGGGGAAACAGCCGACACGGCGAGCCCGUGUUCAUCACAUGAAGCUGCUGAAGGACAACCUGCAAAGAGGAUGAAAUACGAAGAAAGCAAUCUAAAAUCAGAGCUAGAGGGACUCACAUGUGAAAGUGGAAACCUUGCUGCACUGGGGGAAGCACCUAAAACAUCUGAUGGGGAUGGAGGUUCAGAAGAUCCAAGAGACAGCAGUAUAAUCCAACAGGAAAAAGAUGAAAGCAUUCCAGAGACUGAUGAAGGGAAGCAGGAGAAGGAGCAUGGUGUUCCUCUGGAGGCACACACGGUGAAAUCCAGCAGUGCCCCAUUAAAAAUGGGUGGAUAUCUGCACCACUAUCACGUGUUCAGUGAAGAGGAGAGCAGCUGUGAGAGCUUUGACGGGGCCACCUCGGAGGACGCGGAUCACCCGCGGAGGCCGAUGCUCCUGGAGCACAGCAGUGGCCUCUCGGAUGAGGACAGCAACCAGCCCAUGCCAGUGCACCGGUUCUUUGGAGAUGUUGAACUGCACCUCCCAGCAGUUGUGCUCCCCAGCGUGACAAGGAGCAGGCGAGAAGCCAGGAAGCUCCAUUUCAUUGCAAAGGAAGACGAUGAAGAUGAGGAGGAAGAGGAUGAUGUCUGACAACAAACUGUAAACAAAUUAAACCCUUCUUCCUUCUCUUUGUGACCACAUGGCAGUGGCUGUGUCAGUAACAUGAGGUGUCUGUUUGCCUUUUCUCAGGGAGAGAACUGGGAGAGGUUGUUUUGCUGGAAUUGGCAGAUACAGUAUUUCAGUGAUUAUCUGGGGCAAAUACUGAAUUUUCAGGGAUUUGGAAAUAAAGUAUAAUUUAGCACUUUACCACUGAUAUUUAAGAAAAAAAAGCCCAGGGAAUAUAGAAGUUCUUAAGGCUUUUUUUUUUUGUAAAUUUGAGCCUCUAUCUUGAGAAAGUAUUUGGUUUGACUCCUUUUUUUUUCAAAAUAGUCAAGAAAAGGAUGCUGGAGCAAGGUUAUUUUUCUUUUAAUUCUGCAAUGUCUGUGGCAUCCAGGUAACAAAGGAGCAAACUGACUCCCUGAUACAGAGAAGGUCAAGGGUCUUGCUCGUGUGGGUUGUUUACAACUAACCCAGGACCAAUUAAACCUCUAAAAUGCAGUUCUGCUGGCAAAAUGAAACGCAGGAUGUCAGAGUGGAUUCAGUGUGCUCAUCUCUGCCAGUUCAGCAUGUUUUCAUUGCACGUCAGCUCCCCUAACACCCACCCCGUGGUGCUGCCUCCUCCCUCCACCUGCUGUUUUAAGUGUUGUCCUUCGUUGAUUUCCAGCUGGUUUCCAGCAGGGAUUUUGGAAACAAAUGCUUUGGUGGUGGUACACAACAAAUACCCUGAUGGACAGGGGAAGAUUGCUGAGGCUGUGGGGCAGCCCCCUCUGCAUGUUUAAAAAACAAAAGGAACAACCUCAGCCCAUUCCAGGAACUGUUAUUUCACCCAGUGUUUGUGGGAAUAUUUCUUUGAAAGUGUGAUUAUGCAAUAAGCUUCUAGAUAUUUAUUGUUAUAGCUCCUUCUAUGUUUCUAAAAAUAGAGAGAAAAUGUUAUCAGCAGAUGGUUUAAAUAAAUAUUAAUUUCUACAGCUAGAGCUUGUUAAACAUUCAAAAGUUGUAAGGCAAACAAAUUGCAUAUGCAUGGCAUGGUAAUGCAUUCCCAUUUCCACUCCAGCUGAUGCAUUGUUUCUGUCAAAGAUAUUUCUUGGCUCCUUUUGACUCUAAUUCUGUAACACGGAAAAAUCCAGAUUUUUUAAUUGCAUAUUCAUAGUUCCAGCUCUGUGUUGCAGCAGCUCCUCCCAGCAUUCCUUCAGUGCUGUGUUUGCUGCUGGCUCUUUCUAGCAAACACAGUUUCACACACAUUCGUUUCCCUUGCAGAAAACAUUGUCAGUUUGGGGGACACGUGCCACACAGGUGACACUGGGUUUGUCACCAGAAUCCUGCCAGUGCUGCCCUCCCCAGUGUCAAACAGUGCAGAAAAGGAAGCUGGAAGGAUCAGUUGCAUACAGUGGAAUUAGAAAUCCCGUGUUAAAAAUGUACCUCCUUGCUUUUCAGAUUGCACUGUUUGAGAGGGGACUGAGUUUGUUGUUUAAAGUAAAUCAAUGCUCUCUGUAGCAAAGCUUCCAAGACCUAAUUUGGGGCUCAGGCAGAAAUAUCAUUUCCACACAAUUUCAUGUGGACUAACUGGUCCAGGACCAACACUAUGAGGGAAAAUAGAGCUUUUCCUAGUUAUUUACAGAGCAGUAGAGUAGCUGGUGCUCAAUUCAUAAACACAUUUCCCUUCAUGCUUUAUCACACCUGAUUAAUGUCUCGUGCACCUUCAUGUACUCACACACACACAGAUGUGGGGGCAUUUUUUUAUUUAAAGUGUUCACACGAUUUACACUGACAAUCCCAAAAGGUCAGUUGCUAUCAGCUGGUAUUAAAAAAAAUUCAAGUAAAAAA